ACGCAACACGGGUGUUUAUUUCGAGAAAUUGCUUCGCUGCAGCUUGUGAACAUGCGGGACUGGUUGCAGAUGUGGAUGCUGCUCAUGCUGGCCCCUGCUGCUGAGUUGAUGUAACUUCGUGUAAGAAAAACUCAUGAGAUAAUGCCAGUCGUAGCAACUUUUGAAAACUUGCAGUAUUCACGCCAGUGAUCAGAAAACAGUCAUUUUGUGAACAGGCGUGACAGGCUCUCGUUCAUGCUGUUUACUUCAUGCUAAGCAAUGCUGCACAGCGCGGCAGAGUCACGUUCAUUAUUUUUCAUGACUUGCUCAAGUUGGAAAAUCCCCUAGAUUGGGUGCGGAGCUUGUGGAUAUUACCAUGGAGACCUGCUUUCAUGGGUGCCACAUAACGUGACAGUGUAGGAUGCACAUGAAGGCUGGACAGCACAAUGGCAUCAGAAAUCUCUUCAAUAAGCGACUUUGAUGACAAUGAUGAGGAUGAGCUGCACACCUCGGAUGCCAAUGCCGGGGCCCUUAUGGACCCCAAAAGCAUGGUACAUUCUGGGAUGAUGUUGUCACUGCUGCAUCAGGUAUGCUCGGCGUACGAGAAGGACUCCAAGAAGGUGGAUAAGAUGUACCGCUUGAUCUGCCAGAACAUGAACAAAAUGAAUCUUUUACCUUCACAGAACGUGAUUGAUACACUUUCUUCAAUACAAGUUGCCUAUACCAACGUCUUCAGGCAGAUGAUGCACGCUACAUCACAGCACCUUCAUGAACCAGACAUGCAGCCUCGUUACCUUUCACUGCCGAGCACGGAACAGGAGAGGACAGCCGUCUUCCUCCAGUUACAGAGCCCCUCGUUUAGUCUACCCAGGAUAUCUCCAGAGGAAAUUCUGUACUCCAAAUCCACACGAUACCAAACAGAUUUUGAGGAGCUGUGCUUGAUUGGCAAAGGAGGAUUUGGCAAAGUAUACAAGGUUUGUAGCAAGCUGGACCGAUGUUUGUACGCUGUCAAGAAGAUCAAAUUGAAGCAAACAAACAUUGAAAAGUCAUUCCAGCUUGCAAAGGAGGUUCAGCUCUUAGCCAGCCUCAAGCAUCCCAAUGUGGUUGGUUACAACACUUCCUGGAUCGAACCCGAGCCGGCUAGUUCCAAUCCUAAGCAUACUUACCAAGGUGGGAGCAGACAGGAGCCGAUCUCCAAAUUGAAAUGCCUACCCUCAUCGAGUGAAAGCCCAAGAAGUUCCAGCGAGCAAGAAAGUUCCACCACAGACAAGAAAAAAGUCAAGAUUGAGGAUGUCGACUCAAAAGGGGAACUAUCGCCUGACAUUUGGACAGACAGGAACAGGGUGUCCCCUUUACACCAGCACAUGCAGCAUUCAUCCAUGGAGUCCACCGCUGGUUGUCCUAGUAGCCUCAGUCGAAGCCCAAGCGAUUCUACCAGCACAAUAGUCGCCUCGCCGACAACGCCUCUGGUGCAUUGUGAUCAGGGCAAUCUUUACAUCGACCAGAGCUGUGACGACCAUUCACUUUCAAACAUGACAGCAGCAAAUGAUAGAGUCUGUUUGAUGCAGAAAUCCUCAAAUUUCCACGGCAUCAUCAGAAGCGUCGUACAGUACAUGGUCUUCAGUGGCCACAGAAUCCACAUGCGAGACCAGAACUACUCACUUGCAUCAAGCGUCAUCUCACCAAACAUCCUUUUCUCAUCGAGAGUCGUUCCAGGAGAGUAGUUACUCUCAGUCAGUUUCGACUG
Molecule: messenger RNA, 1726 nt
Organism: Acanthaster planci (crown-of-thorns starfish)
Lineage: Eukaryota; Metazoa; Echinodermata; Asteroidea; Valvatida; Acanthasteridae
Product: eukaryotic translation initiation factor 2-alpha kinase 1-like
Biological process (GO): regulation of translational initiation by eIF2 alpha phosphorylation
Cellular component (GO): nucleus; cytoplasm
Molecular function (GO): eukaryotic translation initiation factor 2alpha kinase activity; ATP binding
Source: RefSeq, a predicted model, not a curated record